Messenger RNA from Parascedosporium putredinis, 2136 nucleotides. NCBI's taxonomy places the organism in Eukaryota, Fungi, Ascomycota, Sordariomycetes, Microascales, Microascaceae. The record is from the annotation of a GenBank genome assembly.
AUGGACGGCCAUUCGAGAGGAAUCGAGAAGCGGAACCGACCACCGGUAUCUUGUGAACCGUGUCGGACACGAAAGCUUAAAUGCAAUCGCGGCUUGCCCUGUGAUACUUGUAGCAAGCGGGACAAGGCCUCGCUUUGCACUUAUGCGGCGAAUGCAGCGCGGAGCAAGCCUUCGGCGCCCAGGUCUCGCGAUCUAAAAGAUCGGCUCAAGACGCUGGAGAACCUAGUGUCGUCUUUCGUCACGGGAGACACGGUGAUUCAGUCGAGAUUGCUGAAUGAGAUCGGAGUGACGGGAGGCGGCAUUUCAGCUUCGCAGUCGGAGCGGACCCGGGGCGACAUCGCGAUAGAGCAUGGGGCGGUUGGGCAUGGUCCUAGCACGGCCAUCUCCCCGCUCGACCCAGAAACGCCACACCUUCAAAAGACCGACGAUGGUCAGGUCAACUAUAUCGACCGUAGCCACUGGUUGUCCAUCCUAGACGACAUCAAAGAAGUGCGCGAGCACUUAUCCUUAUCGAGGAACUCUAGCCCUCAAAUAGCUCCCAUUCUUGAAGUUCGGAAUGGAGGCACAGAUGCAAGUCUUUUGCUGGUGCCUGACCUUGCGCUCGACGAAAUAUUAGAGUCAUUGCCGCCUCAACCAAUAUGUGACAUGUUGGUGUCCUGGUAUUUCAACACGCGUUUCAUGGUGCUUGGGCUUAUACAUCCGGCCAAAUUUCAACUAGAAUACGAAGACUUUUGGGCCUCCCCUUCCACGACAUCUCCUCUAUGGGUGGGUCUCCUCUUCGCAGUCCUCAGCAUAACCAUGGUCAUCCGCCGGCUGUCGAACCUGCCGGACCCGGACAGCUGUAUUCCGCCCAUCAGCGUCUUGCAGAAGAGAUGCGUGCAGUGCCUUACCCUCGGUAGAUAUGCCACGGCGAACUCGUAUGCGAUGGAGGCGUUUAUACUGCAUAUCCAAAGCAGCUUUCUUGGUCGUAGCGGGUAUUCCGUAGACCCGUGGUUCGAGGUCGGCACCGUGAUUCGGCUAGCCUUUCGAAUGGGAUACAAUCGCGAUCCGAGCAAUCUGACCGGUAUUACUCCGUUUGACGGCGAGAUGCGACGUCGCGUAUGGCUCAACGUUGUUCAAAUAGAUGCUUUGAUAUCCUACCAGGUGGGGUUCCCCAGCAUGAUCCCGGCGGACUUUUGCGACACGCAGGUCCCACGGAACCUGGACUAUUCCGACAUGUACCUCGACAUGGCCGAGCUGCCGCCUUCGCGACCCCUUUCCGAAGAUACGACCAUCUGCUACGUCAUCGUGAAGGCGAGUGUGAUGGCAGUGUUCAAGAAGAUUGUGGCCCACACACAAUCCCUCGUGCCGCAAGCCUACGAGAAGACCCUUGCUCUAGACGCCGAGAUGAAUCGCGCAUACGACGGUAUACCCGAGAUGCUCAAGCGGCGGGACGUCAACCGCGCGUUUCUCGACAACUCGUGCCGCAUAUGGCAGCGUUCAUCGAUAGAAAUGCUUUGUUUCAAAGGGCUCGUCAUCCUCCAUCGACGGUACCUCAAUCACGAGGUGCAAAACCCGGCAUUUGAGCCCUCACGUCGCGCGUGCAUCGAGGCCGCCCUCGUGAUCCUCCAUCGCCAGGCUGAUUUGUAUAGCGCAUGCGAACCCGGUGGCCGGUUGUACGAGGACCGCUGGAUGUUUUACUCGCUCCAGGUUCACGAUUUCCUGCUCGCAGCUAUGGCGGUAUGUCUGGACCUAUCGGUACAGGUGCGCCAGCGGAAGGGCGCGGUAUCCGCGUUCCACGGCGACUGGGAUGAGGGCAAGCAGAAGCUCGCGAUGAAGGAGUACCAAGCCCUUCAGGUGUCCCAGAAGAUCUGGGAGCUGAAUCAGUGCCGAGCGUCCAACAAAGACGCGCAGACGGCGGCGUUGGCACUGGGGCUGAUGCUCCGCAAGGUGAGCGAGAAUGACAUGGGGCUGCCCAUUGCCAACGAGCAUGGCUUUGGUGUGGCGGAGGGAGGAUUAGAGAUGCAGUUUCCGCACGCGGGUAUCAUGUCGCAGAUGCUUGACGGAUCGGAGAAUAUCGACUGGGCACUGCUUGAUCAAUAUCUCUUGAACUUUGAAGACCCGGCUUCCGAAGCCUCUGCACGACCCGAGAACUAG